Heterostelium album PN500 is the source of this 2817-nucleotide messenger RNA. RefSeq lists its product as uncharacterized. The record is from RefSeq and is a predicted model, not a curated record. NCBI's taxonomy places the organism in Eukaryota, Evosea, Eumycetozoa, Acytosteliales, Acytosteliaceae. The transcript is spliced from 5 exons. The coding region runs from base 1 to 2817 and encodes 938 amino acids.
AUGGAUACCAUGGUUGAUCAAUCAGCAGAUUAUGAAGAGAUAAUCAAUAAUAAAACAUUGCUAUUAGAGAAGGAAUAUGAACUAUCAAGUUUGAAUUUAAAUCAUUUGGUAGAAAUUCAAAAUCAUAAAAAAACACAAUAUAAUCUAUUGAUUAAAGAAUCAGAUUUUGAAGAUUAUAAAGAAUUAUAUCAAUAUCAACAUGCACAGGAAGUUGCAACUAUAGUGAAUGAAUUUUCAAAGGUUAAGCAAACUCAAUAUGAAACACUAAUUGCCAUUUAUAAUGAAACCAAAGUGUUUUAUGAAUCCCAAGUUUCUCAGCUAUAUGAAGAUAUUAAAGUGUUAAAGAAUAAUUUGGGAGAAUUGGAAUCUAAACAAGAGACUUUGUUGGAGGAGAAAGAGAAUGAUGAAUCAGAGAUUAAACAACAAUUACAUGACUUGACUGUCGAGAAUAAGUCACUCAAUGACAAGAUGACAAAACAGUCUGCCAAGGAAGCAAAGGACGCUGCCAAGGCAAAGCUGGAAAUCGAGAAUCUAAAAGGACAAAUCCAAGUCAUGUCGAAACAAUUCGAAGAUCUCAAGGAUGAGAACGCUGUGUUGCUAGAGUCCAAGGAGAAGCUUAGAGAGGAAGUCGCCACCGUCAAGGGAUCCACCCGCCAGAAGAAGGUGGACGACGUUGCCAAGUGGAAAGCAGAGUCUGAACGCUGGAAAGAGGCACUGGAAAAAUCAGAGCAACGUGUCCAGGAGCUAGAGUCAGACUUGGAGGAGUCCCAGCAGUCUGAGAAACAAGAGUCCAAUAAAUGGCGUUCCGAAAAGGACAAGGUCAGCGUCGAGAAUAAAGAGUUGAAGGAGGAGAUCAAGGAGCUAAAGGUGUCAUUGAAGCAGGAGCAAGUCGAGUUCAAAGAGGAGGUGGCCGUUCUCAGAGAAACCAUUGUCCAACUAAAGUCAGAGAUUGUCCAACAAGCCAAGGAGGGUGUGAGCAAUACCAAGUUGGCGGCCGACCUCGAGAAACUCCAAAAGGAGUUGGAGAAAUCAAAGGACCGAUUGGAAGAGCUAAAGAACACCACCAAGGAGAAGACCAAACAAACCACCCAGAAACACAAGGAGGAGCUGUCCGUAUUAAAGACUCAGAUAUCCGAACAACACGCUUCCAUUGUCGAUUUGGAGGAGCAGCUAUCGUCGUCACGCGAACAAGUCGAGCAGAAUGACAAUAGUAAAUAUUUGGCAGAGAUCAAAUCGUUAAAGUUGCAAGACAAGCGCUCACAGGAUGCCAUCCAGUCGCUCACAGACAAGGUCGGAGAUCUGGAGGAGCAGCUCAAGACCUCACAAGAGUCCUAUGAAGAGCUGGAGGAGCGUAUGGAGAAGAGCAUUACCGAAAAGGGUGACAGUUCAAAGAAACUUUUGGCCGAGAACAAGUCGUUGAAGUCACAGGAUAAGAAAGCUCAAGAUGCUAUUGCAUCGCUUUCUGACAAGGUGAGUGAGUUGACCGAUCAGUUGACUGCAUCCAAAGCGCAAGUCGAUCAACUAGAGGAGCAACUCAACUCACACAAUGAAGCCGACCAAUCCAUUCAACAACUCAAGUCGGAAAUCAAGGAGUUGAAGAGUCAAGAUAAGAAAUCAAAGGCUGCUGUUGAGUCGCUAAAUACCAAGAUCGCUCAUCUGACCAGCCAACUCUCUGAUUCCAAACAACAGGUAUCUGAAUUGAAGGAGCAAGUUGUUGCUGCCGAAGCACUAGCUCAGAAACAAGUUGUCGCUGUUGAACCAAAGACUGGAGGUCGAAAGAAGUCGGUUGCCGCUGCUGUUGUUGUUGAGCCAGCUGAGGAUGAAACAAUGGAAGAGGAGAAGCCAAAGAGAGGUAGAAAGAAGAAGCAACCAGAUCCAGAGCCAGUUGAGGAGGAGAAGCAACCAGAGGAGGAAGAGGUUGUCGAGCCAGUCGUCACAGGCAAGAGAGGAAAGAGAGUAACCAUAUCCAAUAAGGUACAAGAGAAGGAGAUUCCAUCCAGAGAAUCUGAGCUACAAGCAGCUGCUUCCGAAGAAGAUGUAGACGAAGCAGCAGCCGCCGCCACUAAGCCAAAGAGAACCAGAGUUAGCAAGAAGAAAGCUCAAGAGGAUGAAGACUACGAGCCGGAAGUUGGUGAAGCUGAGCAAGAUGAAGAACCAGCACCUGCUACCAAGCCAAAGAGACAAUACAACAGAAGAGCAAAGGUAGCAGAGGUUGAACCAGAGAAAGAAGAAGCAGCGGCAGAGGCGGAGGAGGUAGUACCAGUCAAGCAAGCUUCCAAGAGAACCAGAGGUAACAAUAAGAAGAAGGAACAAACCGAACCAGAGGUAGAGGAAGAGCAACCAGAAGAAACCACUCCACCCGCCAGACAAAAAUCCAGAAAGACCAAGAAGGAUUCAACAGCUUCCGAUGAAGUCGAGAUGGCAGCAGCAGCAGCCAAGGAAGACCAAGAAGAGCAAGAUCAAGCUAAACCAAAGAGAGGCGGAAGACCAAAGAAAGCUGCUACUGCUGCCUCACCAGUAGAAGAGAAAGCAGUCACACCGGCCAAAUCAAAAUCAUCAUCAUCAUCAUCAACUACCACCAGCACCUCUCAACAAAACAACAAAAAGUCAUUGACAUUGAAUGACAACAACAAGGAAAACGAUCCAAAUCAAAGUAACAAACAACCAUACAAUGCAGCAUCACUGGCAUCGUCGGUAGCUACCUACAAACCCAACACCUCAUCAUUCCUAUCGUCAAGUAACACUGGUGGUGCAUCGGGACUCAAAGGACUUUUGGCCAACAUGAAGAUUCCAAUUUUGUCAACAAUGAAGAAAUAA